CGGGAGCGGGCUUCCCAUAGCACUACUCAUAUUAUAUAUCUAUAUACUGUACUAUCUGUAUACACAGGCAGCAGCUCCCCUGUAAUCUCUCUCCCUCUCUCUCUCUUUUUUUCAUGGCUCUUCCUCAUGCGUUCUCUCUGCAGGAUGCCUCCCUCCUCAGCGGCAUAGAACCUCUUCCUCUGUCCUCUCCUACGUCUCCUCGUCGUUCCCUCACCAAUUCCUCCUCUCCUCCACCUGUCCUGUUCUCCCCUUCUGACCCCUCCCUCAGGCGCUCAUUCUCAUCCGAGGUCACGGCUCAGCUCUACGCCUCUCUGAGACGCAGCCGGGAAGCGGACCAGGAGGAGGCUGAGAAGUUUCAAAGGACCCCCGGCCCGCAGGUAUCAACCAGAGGUCUUGCCAUGGCCACAGAGGUGGACGAUCUGGCAGAUGAGAUGGAGAGGAGACUGCAGGAAGGCGUGGAGGCAUCUGGACCAAAGGAACCGUCUCCGUACAUCUCGCAGAUGGAGUCGUUGCGAUAUCACCUGAAGAACAUGCUGACACUCAGCGACGCGGUGACCUCACAUGGAGACGCAUCUGAAAAGAGAUUGGAGCAAGAAAGUGACAGCACGAGUACCCUGCUGAGUGCCUACCCUGGGCAGGACCUGUCACCUCCAUUGUCUCUCGCUGGUCUGGAGGGUCUCUUCCCUCGUUAUUCCACCCUGUAUAAUGCAGCCCCCUCUCUGCCUGACCUGCACCUAAGAGAUGCCCUUGAGAAAGAGACUACACGUCGCAAGCACCUGGAGCGUCACAUCCAGAAGCUACAGAACGAGAUGCUGGAACUACAGCAGAGGGUGUCGGUGACUGUGGCAGCCGACCGCAGGAAGGACACCAUGAUCCAGCAGCUGGACCAGACGCUGGCCUUGGUGGUGGGUGGCUGGAAGCAGCAGGAGCAGCAGAGAGAGGAGACCCUGCGCCACCUGAGACGAGAGAAGGAGGAGGCAGAGCAGGCCAGAUCCAAAGACCAAGAGACUCUGACUCAGGUGCGGAAGGAGCUUGCCCAGGCCCAUGAGUCUCUGUCCAGAGACAGCCAGGCAGCAGAGGAGCGGCAGAGAGAGCUGCAGAGGCUGGCGGAGGAGCAGGCCGCCCGAGUGUCUCAGCUUCAGGCAGAAUGUGAGGCCGGAGAAGAGGCCAGAGCGGACCAGCGGAGGGAGCUGGAGUCUCUACACCACCGAAUGCAGGAGCAGCAGAGAUCCUGGGCGGAGAGGGAGCAAGAGCUGCAGGAAGAGAGCAGGCGGUUGCAGGAGGAAGGGAGGAGAGAGCUGGAAAAGGAGAAGGCGCUGACUCAGCAGGAGACCCAGAAGUCUCAGCAGUGGCAGCUGGCCCUCUCCUCCCUGCAGGGAGAAGUCCUCCGUCUGGAGCGGGAGCUGCAAGCCUCGUACAGGGAGAGAGACACUCUGCAGAUGGAGCUCAACUUAGAGAAGGCACGGAAUGAGUCGGAGAAGGUGCGGCUAGAGAGCGAGCACAAGAUGCGAUUGGAGGAGACGGUCGCAGAGCGGCUGACUGCGCUUCAUGAGGAAAGCGCUCAGCACUUGUGCACAGUUAGAGAACAACACAGGAGACAGCUAUUAGACCUCACCUCUCAGCACGAGACAGAACUGUCCAACCAGCUGUCUCAGUUCAAAUCUGAGUUACAGGAACGAGAGAGGCGUCACCGAGAGGUCAUCAUGGAUUAUGAACUCCAACUGUCUCGCUCAGAUGAGCGAUGUCAGGAGCUGUCGCGGGCUGUCCACCGGCUGGAGAUCGAGCGAGCGCAGAAGUUGUCCCAGCUACAAGACGUCAUGAAGAGUCACUGGAGUCAGGCCCUGCAAGUGCUCACUGCCAAGGAUCCCUCCGAAGGCUCAUCACUCGUCCUGCCUGCUCAGCAGACAGACCCUGACAGACAGUGGCCCUUCCUGCAAACCAGAGAUGGUGGAUACGGCGAGACCAGUGAUCAGACAAGGCUUGGGGCAGCAGGAGCGGGCAACUCGAUUGGCCGUGCCGGCUCAAAUAUAGUGACUGAUAGAAGCAGCCAGAACACAGCCGGUGGUAGCCACCUUGGGUUGAGUAGAAACCAGCAUGCAGAAGACAGUGACGGAACCACACAGCAGGCAUUUGGCAGUGGACAACUCGCGCAGAACAGUGGCUCAGACCUGAUUAACUUCACAGAUAAUCAAAACAUUGUCCAUCAGAGCCACUUACAGGAGCCAAGUCCUAGAUUCUUCAAGGAUGGCAACCAGAUAAGCAACAAAGCUAUGAUGGCUAAUGAUGCUGGUGGACUGUCCUAUAUAGAUGGCUGCCAGUCACGUGAUAAGGUAAGUCAGAAGGCCAAAGUCCCAGCAACGGCAGACUCCACCUGCCAAAGUCUUCUCAAUAGUGGCAGCUUCCAGCCCGGUGGUCCGGACAAACCCCAGCAAAGUGCGGACGGUGACUCAAGCAGGAAAUAUACCUUUGGUGACUAUAUAAAGGAACCAUACGGUCAGUCUGUGAUGGUUAUUGACCAAAACCCGGUCUAUUCAGAGAAGAGCCGUUUUAAUAUUGCCAGUUGCCAAUACAAGAACUCCAGUGGUCAUUCUGAUAGCCAAAGUCAGCCAGUGAUGUUAGGAGAUGAUAGUGGGCGAAACCUUGUAAACUAUAACCACAUCCUGGAGGAGAUCCGUCAGUCCAUGAUGGAUAGGCAGAACAUCCUGAACCUUAUUGGUAGUAGCCAGUUCGGGGACUUGGCUGACCAUUCUUUUGCAAUUAGUCAUAGCCAGCCUACGACACUAAGGGACAGUAGAAGUAGCCAGAACCCUGACACCCGUGCCCACGCCAAAGAGGAAGUCAGUCAACCCAUGAUUGUCUUUAGCCACCAGAAGGAUAUCGGUAGCCUCAAUGCUCGCACAAGCCACCAUCAGGCCCCUGUAAUCGUUCCUCACCUCAGCCACAUAUACAAGGAGUCCAACCAAGGUCACAGCCGCCAGUUUGGAAUCCAGUCUGGCCAUCAAGAGGACUCUAUUGGGAGUCACCGACCAAGUCGCAGGGUCACUGACCAUGAAGAAAGGUUCUACCCCAUGCAAGUGGAAGAUCUGAGUCACAGCUUCGGCAGCCACCACGGUUUCUUCCCUCUGGAGCCACAGGCGGACAGCACCAUGACUGGCACGGUCUCUACCACAUUCGCCCAGACGUCUCCAGAGCACCCCCUCCAGGAGGAGAUACCCCAAAACUGGAGAGCGGGCGAGGACAGAGCCACCCCGAAUCCUGUCCUUCAGUACUACAUCCGCAUGUUAUUGGACAGGACCCCAGGGGACCCCCUGAAUGAGCAGGAUAAAAGUCCUGAUAUGUCUGAGCUGUGUCAGUAUCUACUGAGUACAGAAAACCAGACCCUUCACAGAUUGGAGGAGCACAAUGCGGAUGUCUCCAAACUGGAGAGUAAUCCCAAGAAACAGGCAGAGCGUAAAGCGCCGGUGGCAGUGAGGAAAGAGGUAUUGUCCAGCCAGCGUCGCCCCAACCCAGCCAAACCACUGAAGCGGGUGUCUGCGAGAGGAGGGCGCCCUGGAGUCUGGAAAUAGAGGGACUGCACCCGUAUAACUUACCUCUGUAUAUGUGCUGGCAGGCAGGGGUCAGUGUAACAUGAAGGUGGAUCACCUGGUUACAAAGCGCUGAGACUGCACGUGACUACCUGUCCACCUCCAUGAUACUCGGACUACGCGUAUCAUCGCGGUCUCCGGGCAGAUAGUCCCUGCGGUUUUACCCACCUGAUUUAUAGUCACCUUAGGAGACACAUAAAGGGCUAAUUAAAUGAGCAGGUGAUUUCCUAAAGGAUUCUGGGAUGCAUUCCUACAUAUAAUCAGCCUGUGGCAUUCAUUGUAUUGCUAUUACGACGUGCCUUGCUAUAUCAGUAUGUAACAAAGUGCCUACCGGACGCGCUCCAUCGUCAUCGGAGGAUAUUAUCCUUCAUCAGUCCUCUGUUCUCAGGACGGGCGGGGACUGGAGGGAGCCAACCAUCUUUACUUACUUACUUAUUUAUUUAUUUAUUUCUUCUUCUUUUUUUUAUAAAGAUCUCUGUACAUAUGCAAAUUGCGCUUGCUAAGCAUAUUUAUUUUUAUUUAAAAAGAAAGAUGUUCGUGUAAAUUAUUUUUACAUAAUAAAAUUGAUGUUUUCAUGAAAA
Messenger RNA from Pseudophryne corroboree (corroboree frog), 4165 nucleotides. It is a transcript of the gene CNTROB, whose product is annotated as centrobin, centriole duplication and spindle assembly protein. The record is from RefSeq and is a predicted model, not a curated record. The coding region runs from base 114 to 3566 and encodes 1150 amino acids. Gene Ontology annotation, cellular component: centriole; centrosome. Gene Ontology annotation, biological process: mitotic cytokinetic process; regulation of cilium assembly; centrosome separation. Lineage: Eukaryota; Metazoa; Chordata; Amphibia; Anura; Myobatrachidae. The transcript has 19 exons.